Molecule: messenger RNA, 1593 nt
Organism: Colletotrichum truncatum
Lineage: Eukaryota; Fungi; Ascomycota; Sordariomycetes; Glomerellales; Glomerellaceae
Product: Adenylyl cyclase-associated protein
Biological process (GO): cytoskeleton organization; actin filament organization
Cellular component (GO): cytoplasm
Molecular function (GO): actin binding; adenylate cyclase binding
Source: RefSeq, a predicted model, not a curated record
AUGGCAACCAACAAUAUGCAUAAUCUUACAACUCUCAUCAAACGGCUUGAAGCUGCCACAGCUAGACUCGAAGACAUUGCCUCUUCCACGAUCGAGCUUCCUCAAGCUGUCCCCUCGCUCAACCAAUCUGUCGCAACUCCUCCCUCGGCCUCUAAUACCUCACUGCCGCAGCCGCCGCCUCCACCGCAAGCGCCUGCCGCUCCCCAGGCCCCCCCUGAACCGGUUCCUGAGUCCAUCGAAGAAUUUGAUCAGUUCAUAAACACAUCCGUUGACAAAUAUGUCAAUAUUAGCAAGACGCUGGGUGGCCUCGUUGCCGAUCAGGCCGCCAAAGUUCUCCAAGGUUUCCAAGCUCAACGCCACUUUCUUCUCAUCACUACAAAGGCCAAGAAGCCUGACCUGAAUGGUGCCGAGAUGGCUGUAUACCAGGACCUUCUCAAACCUAUCAAUGAAGCUCUUGUGGCCGUGAACAACAUCAAGGAGUCCAACCGUGGUUCCGCUGUCUUUAGCCAGCUUAGCGCCGUAGCAGAGGGUAUCAUGGUUCUUGCUUGGGUAACCGUUGACAACCGUCCCUACAAGCACGUCGAGGACUCCUUGGGUUCUGCCCAGUUCUUUGGCAACAGGGUGUUGAAGGAGCAAAAAGACAAGGACGCGCAGCAAACGGAAUGGGUCAAUGCCUUUUACCAAGUUUUUCGCGAUCUGGCCGAUUACGUGAAGCAACACUUCCCCAACGGCAUUCCAUGGAACCCCAAGGGCCAGCCAGCCCAGGAGGUCGCCAAGUCUCUGUCGGCAACUCUUGUUGCAGCUGCUCCUCUCCCACCACCUCCAGCUGGCGGCCUGCCGCCUCCGCCUCCGCCUCCCGGCCCUCCUCCCGUGCUUGAAAUCAAGGAAGAAGCCACCGGCGGAAAGGGUGGUCUUGGCGCCGUUUUCUCCGAGCUGAAUAAAGGCGAGGCUGUGACUAAAGGCUUGCGUAAAGUUGACAAGUCUGAAAUGACACACAAAAAUCCAUCGCUUCGUGCCAGCUCGACGGUGUCUGAUCAUGACGGUUCAGUGCGCGGCAAGAGUCCGGCCCCCGGAAAGAAGCCCAAGCCGGAGAGUAUGCGCGUUAAGAAGCCUCCCAAGAAGAUGCUCGAGGGCAACAAGUGGACUAUUGAAAAUUUCGAAAAGGAGCCUCAACCGAUUGAGGUCGAAGCCUCUAUAUCACACUCAAUCUUGAUCAGCAAGUGCAACAACACUACUAUCAUCAUCAAGGGCAAAGCCAAUGCGGUAACCAUUGAGAAUUCAGCGCGCCUGUCUCUCAUCGUGGAGUCCCUUGUAUCCACUGUAGACGUAAUCAAAUCGCAGAACUUUGCAUUGCAGGUUCUCGGUGCCGUACCUGCCGUCUUGAUGGAUUCCAUUGAUGGCGCUCAGAUUUAUUUCAGCAAGGAGAGCACAGGCACCAAGAUCUACUCGAGCAAGUCCUCCGGCAUCAACCUUAACGUCAUUUCGGGAGAGGAUGAGGACUACAAAGAAGUACCUCUGCCGUCUCAAAUCUGCUCCUACUAUGAUGAAAGCAAAGGCGACCUUGUCAAUGAGAUUGUAUCUCAUUCUGGCUGA